This is a messenger RNA of Durusdinium trenchii, 3642 nucleotides long. Lineage: Eukaryota; Dinophyceae; Suessiales; Symbiodiniaceae. The record is from the annotation of a GenBank genome assembly.
AUGUGCACCGACCAAGACACUUCCAGCCCCGCUCACCGGUGCGCUAUCCUCAGGACACGCGCGGGUCCUCGUGAGACCUUGCAUUUCGAUCCUCAUGACCCCGCCUCGGCCGCUGCUAUCGUCAGCUGUGGUGGUAUUUGCCCUGGACUGAACUGUGUCAUCCGUGAGAUUGUGAACAUGCUUUGGGCCUACGGCGUGCGGAGGAUCUAUGGCAUCAAGGGUGGUUACAAGGGCGUGAUGGAGCCUGAGGAAUGGUUGGAGUUGACUCCCGAGAAGGUCAAGGACAUCCACACAGAAGGCGGCACGAUGCUUAUUAGUGAUCGUGGCAAUCCUCCUCAUUUAGAGUCUUUGGCUGCAAGGGACCUAAAGAAUCCCAGUGCAUGCCUUCAAACAGGUGGUGAUGGCACGCACAAGGGAGCAAUGCAGACUUUCGAGUGUACCAUGGAGAUCGACCACGAAUGCGCAGUGGUUGGCGUGCCCAAGACCAUUGACAACGAUGUGCCUAUGAUCGAUCAGACCUUUGGCUUCGACACUGCGUGCACAGAGGCCACUAAGGCAGUGAACUCUGCCUAUGUCGAGGCCAAGGGGAAUGCCAACUGCAUUGGGCUGGUGAAGCUCAUGGGGCGACAUUGUGGCUUCAUUGCGAUGAACGCCGCUCUGGCCGCUCGUGAUGUCGACGUUUGUUUGAUUCCUGAAAUGGACAUCGACUUGGAGAAGGUCCUGCAGCACAUUGAGCACUUGAUGCGCACCAAGGGUCACUGCGUGAUAGUUGUGGCGGAGGGAUGUGGGGACACUCUCAUCCAGAGCUCUGGUGAGAAAGAUGCAGGUGGCAAUAAGAUUCUGGCUGAUGUGGGCCCAUGGUUAAAAGAUACCAUUACAGCUCGUUUCAAGACCCUUGGGCUGCCAUUGACCAUCAAGUACAUCGAUCCCACUUAUAUGAUCCGCUCAGUGGCGGCCAACUCCUACGACAGCACCUACUGCUCGGUGCUGGGGCAGAUGGCAGUGCAUGGAGCCAUGGCGGGCUACAGCGGCAUCACCGUCGUCGCUGUGGUGGUGGGCUGCUUACACUAUGCCGAGGUCUCAGGCUACAACUGCGUUUACCAGGGGCUCUCGGUGGCCGAGCAGAAGGAGGCGUUCUUGAAAACAGAGCCGAAUGCCUUCUACUUCUCUUACUACGACGCCUGGAGAAUAAGGUGGAGUAGUGUGGAAUCUGAGUGUGCUUUUUCGGUGGAUGUUGCUUUUGAUGAAGAACUGUACACUGAGGAUGACUUCGUGGAGGCACCUACGCUUGGAGAGGCCAUUUGGCGCAUGUUGAGAGAUGAUCGCAGCGAAGCACCUGAUGUGAUCAAUGCGGUGCACCGUUGCUUGGAGAACAGAGCGUAUCGCUGCAGCUGUGGUCCUUGUGAGUUCGCCAACGUGCGAAGGAAGAGCGACAGGUCCUUCAAGGUUUGGGCCACGUGGCGUUGCUCCGCUUGGCUGCAGCAGUUGGGGGGGAUGGCCUGCUUGGUGGCGUGUAUUGCACUGGCGCUCUUGUCCUUUCUGCAUCGCCUGGAUUUUAGCCGCAUCCAUGAUGUUGGUAUGCUGGAGCUGCGUGAGAAUUGGGCCAUGCCCGUCAUUUUCGCACAGGUUUGGGCCAUGACAAAGCUUUUCAUGAUCCAUCCAGCUCUUUGCGGAAAAGACUCCUGGGAAUUCAUCAGCUGGCGCUGGGCAUUCCGACUGCUCACUGUACUUUGCAUAUUGGUUUGGCAAUUCUCAGCCUUCGCUUUUCUCCUCCAAGUGUCAGCGGCCUUCCUUUGUACCUUGCUUGCCUGCCACAAUAGUGCUCGCUCUGCCAUGAUGGAGCUCCUCAAUUCACAUUUGGUUGCAGUCGCGAUGGCAGCAGCACUCCUCUUCGGGAAUGAGCUCUUGGUACAGCAUCUUCUAGUCACACAGUGUAUUGCGAUCAAGGUGGUGCUCUCCGUUCGGAAGGCCCCCAGCUGGCGACUCCUGUUUUGGCUUGAUGGGGCCCUGGCGGUGGUUCUGUUCCUCGUUCUGCGAGUGCUACAAAUGCCCUUCGCAACUGCUGACGAACACGUUUGGGAGUUGUACGCGAAUAAAAUGCGGACCCUCUUCCCAUCUUACCUUGGGACCGUCCACAAGGAGCCCACCUUCAACACCAGGCUGUACAACGCAGUCAGCGUGUUCGAUUUUAUUAGCUGGAAGAACAUUGAAGUUGGCUUCCAGACGAAGGUCUAUCAGAUUGCUGCCGUAGCUGUUGCUCUUCAGAUAGGCACUGCAGAAGAAAGAACAUCAUGCAAUCACCAGGGCAUGUCGGAAAGAGGGAGGUUUCAAGGCUAUGCCCAUGUCUUUGGCUCCACAGUCCUCCUCGUGCAGACAGGGCUCUUCUUGGUCUUGGGCUGCUUCAUCAGCCGCCUGAAAUGCAUCGGUGUGCCCUUUUUGUUGCUCUUUGUGGCCGUGGCUGUUACCCCAAAACCACUGGCGAUGCUACUGGGCCAACUCUCGCGCUGGAGGCUCCUGAGGCAGGUCUUUGAGAUGCUGGCCUUAGCUGCGGUGGCUGCAGCGCAGCUUGGCUAUGUUGCCUUUCUGAGCUCCAAGAUGCCGUUCAUUGAGCAACGAUACACAAGCCUCUUGGCAGCACCUGGUAUCACUGGGAGCACUUCUGGCUUCAAGGACUGGGAGCACAUCUUGCUGAACAUUCCUGAGAAGGAGAUAGUGCUGGCAGCCAUGCCAUUGAGUGCUGAACUGCGCAGGGCUACUCCCUCUUUGCGCAUUGCUAUCCAUCCUCAGUUUGAGGCACAGCACCUUCGUGACCGAGUUCAAGAGCUCUAUCAGUUCUACCAGUGCACCUCACCAGCCAGCUUUGCAAAGACCAUGAAGAAGUUCCAGUCUCGCUUUUUGAUUCUGGAGUUCAAGCGAUGCAGUUUUGGUCCCUUCCUUCUCGACAGGUACCCAGAGGUCAACUGCAAGGAAGGUGAGCACCCGUGGCAUUACCUUUUCUGCCCACGGGCUUUGGCUUCACCGCUCUUUGAGCUUCUUUGGGCGAAUGCCGAGUUUGCUGUGCUUCGUUUGAGGCAUGACGAGGAGGUGCCCCAGACAGCCAAAUCUGGGAACGUGGAGGACCUCAAGACCUGGGAGCCCAUGCUGCAGCGAUGCCAAGAAGAGGAGCGUCGUGAGUGCUCCGCGCGGGUGGCUGAUUUGGCACUGGCUUUCCGGAAGAUGGGGCAGUCCCAGGUCAGCAAGAUGCUCCUCCGCUGGGCUGAAACGCAUCACUUGGACUACGAUUUACAGCAAAGCGAAAAAGCUGGGGCCUACUACCGAAAGGCCGUGGAGCUUGAGCCCAACAAUCCGGUCUUUGUGAAGGAGUAUUUGAUGUGGCUGGAAAUUGUUGCCAAGGAUCAGCGCAGCUUGGUCCGACUGCUGGGCCCACGGCGGACGGCCACUGGAGCCAAGCUGGCUUUGACGGACUUGGGGGAUGCAGCCUUGGCCUGUGAGGCGAAGAGACAAGAGAUCAAAAGAGAGAUCCCUCUAAAAGAAGCCUUACAGUAUUUGUUAAACAGUAUUAAAUAUCUGAAAUUCUUGUUGGUGACUGACAUGGCAUGUCCACAUGCAAGUCGGGCGAACGUAGAUGACCCACCGGUGUAA